AUGGCCAGCGGCGCCGACGUCCGCAACGGUCCCGUGGGAGCUCUGAUCCAUCGCUGCUCACCAUGCCAGGGCGGAGGGCCAGGACUGCAGCCGUGCACCGGAUGCCAUGUAAUUCGUUACUGCUGCCGUGAGCACCAGAUGGCCGACAUAGACGGCCACAUGCAAACCUGCCACAAGAUCAGCAUGGCCCGCGCUAAGCUCGACCAUGAGGACAAGCUCAUCCGCAAGCCCAACCCAAUGUAUCGAGUCCCCUCCAAUGUUUUCGAGACGGGCGUCGGCUACUUCUGGGAAAUCCCCAGAACGCGCCCCUACAUGCGUGCUCGCCUCGCCCUGGUCAUGGAGAAUCUACUCCCGCUGGGCACACUCGACAGCGUCCGCGAAGCUCACGACCAUCUCGGAGACAUGCUCAGGCUGUGCCGCAUGGAUACCAUGGCGGUGCGGGAAAUUCUGCCCUGCAUCAUGCUGCGGCUCGAUCGUGACCAGGAGUGCUACGACUUUCUCAAGUGGUGGGCGAUGUGUGACAUAGAUCAUGACUGGGAUGACUUCACCUUGCCGUACCUUGAUAUCCACGGAGCCGACGCCUUGGAGCAGCCAGGCCUUUUCAUUGACAAACGUCCCUCUCUGAAUUACCUUGUUGCCGUUUUGAUACUGAAACUCAAGCUGCUGGUUGACGUCCUCAACACGAAAAUCACCCGCAAGGUCCUUGCCCAGCGCUCUAUUCCCACGGAGCUUCACGCCCAGAUCCAGCAAACCGUGGUCCGGAGCCCGCUCUCCGCCGACCUCUACAAACACUCGCACAAGGCCCUCUCGGAGACCGAACAGACGCUUCUCACCCAGAUCUGCAAGCUUGCCGUCGCCAUUACCGAGCUUAAUCCAUACUUCAUGUUCGACCUCUUUGACCCGGAUGAAGCAAUGGUCGCCACGCUCGGCACGUAUUCACCUGGCUCCGUGGAAGAAACGGACCGCGCAAUCCAGUACUCGUAUGCCACGUGGUGGUCAACCCAGGGGGUCCUGGGUCUACUUGAAAGUGCGCGUGACUGCGCCGCGCGGGCUUCCGAGGGAGAGAUUGGGGAGUUGAUGGCGGGAGACAGGUUCCGGAAGGGAGCGGGAUCGCAUCGCACACCCGAACAAGUGCUGUGGGAUGUCAGCGUGAACCGCCUGUGGGGGUAUCUGGAUUUCGCCAUCAUGGACGCCACGUAUCUGGGACCGUGGGAGGAGCGGCCAUCAGAGGUAGGAAUAAAGAUGGAGACAGAGUGGGAUAUGGAAUUGGAUCAGGAAUCUGAAUCGGAAUGGGAGGGUUUCAGCGAGUAG
This is a messenger RNA of Clonostachys solani, 1311 nucleotides long. Lineage: Eukaryota; Fungi; Ascomycota; Sordariomycetes; Hypocreales; Bionectriaceae. The record is from the annotation of a GenBank genome assembly.